AUGUCUUUUAGCUUUUUAUUGAUAACUCUCCUGUUUGGAAGUGGUAGCUUCUUAACAAUGGAGAGAGAUGAAGCUGCUGGACGUACAAGUCCAUCAUCAGGCUGUGUUCUGCCUAAAGCAUGUCCAAUGACUGGCUAUGAGGACUGGUACAGAGUGGGGUCACGGUGUGUCAAAUAUUUCAGCAACCCUCUCAACUUCACUGCAGCUGAGUUUAGCUGCAGAAGCAAAGCCACUGGUGGACACCUGGUGUCAGUGCAUAACUCAAAGGCUAAUGGUGAUGUGCUCUGCAUUGUGAUCAAGUUUAACCCACACAACCUGCGCAUCUGGAUCGGAGGCUUUGAGCUUUUUCAGUCUGGUAAAUUUGUCUGGACUGAUGGUUCUUCCUGGAACUAUCAAAUUUGGACACCUGGUGAGCCCAACCACAUGUACACUAGCUCGGAGGAAUGCGUUGAGAUGAACUGGAAAGAGACUGGAAGAUGGAAUGACGAUUCUUGUUACGCCAAGAAAAACUACAUAUGUGCCUUCAAACAAAAUGCCAUCUUAAAACCAGGCUCUGUGAAGUAG
Messenger RNA from Sinocyclocheilus grahami, 564 nucleotides. RefSeq names its product galactose-specific lectin nattectin-like. The transcript has 6 exons. Bases 1 to 564 code for a protein of 187 amino acids. The record is from RefSeq and is a predicted model, not a curated record. Lineage: Eukaryota; Metazoa; Chordata; Actinopteri; Cypriniformes; Cyprinidae.